Messenger RNA from Pangasianodon hypophthalmus (striped catfish), 1356 nucleotides. Its product is annotated as microfibril-associated glycoprotein 4-like. Gene Ontology annotation, biological process: elastic fiber assembly. NCBI's taxonomy places the organism in Eukaryota, Metazoa, Chordata, Actinopteri, Siluriformes, Pangasiidae. The record is from RefSeq and is a predicted model, not a curated record. The coding region runs from base 154 to 921 and encodes 255 amino acids. The transcript has 6 exons.
GUUCAGCAGGGUUUAAAAGUAUGGGAGGAUGAACAUCUGCAAAAGAGAUGAGAAGAGAUUAGAGAGAAGCACCUAAGGUGUCUAGGGUCAAACCCACAAUCUCUGCUUUAGAAUCGAGGCAUCGUUUUCUUGAAAAAGUUAAAGGAGACUAAAAUGAUUGGCAUGGUGUGUUCAGUGCUUUCAGUGUUGUGUGUUCUCCCCCUGCUGGUUGGGAGCAGGGUUAUUUCUCAACAUCUGUUUCCGACUGACUGCUCUGAUGUCUACGCUAACGGACAAACGCUCAGUGGUGUGUACACCAUCUACCCUACAGCAGACACACCUGUACAGGUGUACUGUGACAUGAGAUCUGGGGAAAGCCAAAUAGAAGACGGGAAGUGGACGGUAUGUUUAGAUGUGUUUCAGAGGAGAAUGGACGGCACUGUGAAUUUCUACAGACCAUGGGAACACUACAAGAAAGGGUUUGGAAACAAGUAUGGAGAAUACUGGCUAGGAUUAGAACACAUCUACCAGCUCACACGUAAGAAGAAAUACGAGCUGAAAGUGGACCUGCAGGACUUCGCCGGGGUGUCGGUUUAUGCUCGAUAUUCUUCUUUCUCUAUAGAUUCUGAAGCUGACGGCUACAAACUCCACAUUAGUGGUUUCAUCAAUGGAGGUGCAGGUGAUUCUCUGGCUACAAACAACGGACAGAAAUUCUCCACCUUUGAUAAAGACCAGGACUCGUAUGGAGGGGGAAACUGUGCUAAAUCCUACCUCGGGGCUUUUUGGUACAAUCAGUGCCACCAUGCGAACCCUAACGGGAUAUACCUGUGGGGAAAGGACGGCACUAUUUUUGCCAUCGGAAAUGUGUGGUACCAUUGGAAAGGCUAUGAUAAUGGUCUGAAAUUCAUCGCCAUGAAGAUCAGACCUGUGUCUGUAGCAUAGUGAUGAAUUUCUCUUUAUAACAUUCUUGUUGUUGAUGAUGGUGGUGGUGAUGGUGGUUUUUCUCUCUCUCUCUCUCUCUCUCUCUCUCACACACACACACACACACACACACGCGUCCCAGAGACAGAAGACAAUAACACACACCAAAGAGGAGGCCCUGCAGCACAUCCACAUUGAGUUCAUAUGCUCACUACAUAGGGUGUAGCAUAAUCUGUAGUGCACUAGAUAUCCAACAGAAUGGCAAUUGAGCCACAACCACAGAAAAGAAAUUACUUCAAUAAAAAAAUAUUUUUUAUGUCUAGAUUUUAAAAAAACUGAUCCACAAUUACAAAAUGUAACAUUUCUUGAUCCCGGCCUCUUUUCCUGUAUUGAGACAAGAAAUGGGUUUCAAUCAACUUUUGUUUCGCAUUUAAAAAUAAAACACAAGAUCUUAAA